Messenger RNA from Hyposmocoma kahamanoa, 1349 nucleotides. RefSeq lists its product as uncharacterized. The coding region runs from base 350 to 1297 and encodes 315 amino acids. NCBI's taxonomy places the organism in Eukaryota, Metazoa, Arthropoda, Insecta, Lepidoptera, Cosmopterigidae. The record is from RefSeq and is a predicted model, not a curated record. The transcript is spliced from 5 exons.
CCCAAGCGGAAUAUGCAUAGGCGGUACACCCUAUCAACAGUGCACUAUUUCGCAAAAUGGUUAUUAUCGCCGGCGGAACGAAAUGGACUUCUAACUAAGAAUCAGACACCAUUGUAAAGCUAUUGUAUAAAAUUAAAAGUGGCGGGGCAGAAAUCGAGCGUGAAAUGGUUACCAGGAGAGCGGUCGUCUCGCGAACAAACGAAAUAGCUGAUGGCCGAGCCGCCCGCCAGGCGUUAGGCGGAAAAUUGGCUACCUACCCUGAAACACGUUAUGAUUAUAAUGUUUAUAUCAAUGCUAUGAUUAUUUACGAGUGGACAUAAGUUGUGGGUAGCGGCAAGGACUGUCAGAUAUGGAAGGCCACGUCGGCGAUUGCAAAGAUUCAUGUUCAUACAGUAAACUUAAUGAUGUGGCUGCCGAAAAGAUGCGUGACGCCCUCACCGCAAUAGUCCAAGAAAUUAAAAGAUAUCAAAGCAGAUGUCCUGAGAAUGAUGAACAUGUCAGUGAACUGGAAACAUGUAUAAUAAAACUUAAAACAAAGAGGAAACAAGUGAAAAUUCUAAAAGAAAACCUCAAAUCAACAUGCAUGGUUGCAAAAACUGUAAUAAACGCAAAAAAGAAAGAAAUUAAGACUCUCAAUGACAACUUGAUGGCCGCUAAAAAUAACUCCGAAGCUUUGAUUAAGACAAACAAUGAAAUUUCAGAGGCUGUUAACAAUUUAACUGCUUGGAAUCACACCUUAAAUGAAAAAUAUUUACAUUUAGUAAAUUUUGUUAACCUAGGUUACAAAGAGUUACAAAAAAUGAGAGAUGAAAACUUGGUGGACAUGCCUGCAGUAAUGCAAUUAAAAGAAAUAAUGGUAGGUUGUGGUCAAUAUUACGCAGACUUCUGCAACGAACGCCAAAAAAAUACGCAACUAGAGCAAAAGAAUCGCUUUCUAACUAACAAAUUACGUAUUUUGGAGAACAAUUUGCUAAAUGUCUCAGAAGAACUAAACAAGGUACAAUUCAAGGAAAAAAAACAAAAAUCAAGAGCUAAUCAAUUGAAAGAAAAAACCCAGAACAUCGGUGUCUCCGGUUUAGAGAAUAACUUUGAGAAACAAGCUCUUGUACCGAGAAUUUCAUUUCAUAAACCAGGAGGAGACAUGGAGCAAAUGGUAUCGAAUAGACUGUCGGUUACUGGAUCAGCGUCAUUGAAUUUGUCUUCGCAUUUGUCUCUAGUGAAGAAUUUACUAAAUGAUCAAGAUACAAUGUUACGAGAUCUAAAAAAACUUUCUGACGAACUUAGUAUUAAUGGAUAAAACAAUAUUUAGUCUCACCACAUUAUAUUGAUAUAUCCACAUGCACUUGCUG